Castor canadensis (American beaver) is the source of this 1055-nucleotide messenger RNA. RefSeq names its product CD300 molecule like family member f (gene Cd300lf). NCBI's taxonomy places the organism in Eukaryota, Metazoa, Chordata, Mammalia, Rodentia, Castoridae. Gene Ontology annotation, molecular function: transmembrane signaling receptor activity. The record is from RefSeq and is a predicted model, not a curated record. Gene Ontology annotation, cellular component: plasma membrane.
CAGAGGGUUGGGAGAUGGAGUGGAGCACAGUUGGUUCCUGCUGACAAGGAUUCACAAAGGAGGACUGGUAUGAAGAGAAGAUGAACCUGCUGCUACUCUUUCCCUUCUUCUUCUGGCUCCCAGGCUGCUUCACUGCCCAGAGUUCUAUCACUGGUCCAGAGAAAGUGUCUGGUCUGGAGCGGGGCUCCUUGACUGUGCAGUGUCAUUAUACCUCAAGUUGGAAAACCUACAAGAAGUGGUGGUGUCGAGGAGCUAACUGGGGAAGGUGCCAGGUCCUUGUUACAACCAGUGGGUCAGAGCAGGAGGUGAAGAAGGACCGUGUGUCCAUCAAGGAUGAUCAGAAAAAGUUCCUGUUCACGGUGACCAUGGAGGAUCUCAGGAGAGACGACACUGACAUGUACUGGUGUGGGAUUGAGAGAAUUGGAAUUGACCUCGGGGUCAAGGUUAAUGUGAUCAUUGAUCCAGGACCAACUACAGUGUCAGCCAUCAUCCCCACCACCUCCUCCAAUAACAUGUCUACAGCACCAGUCACUGUGGGCAACACGUUUAUAGCACCAGUCGUCACUGUGGACAACACGUCUACAGCACCAGUCACUGUGGAGGAGACCAGCUACCACUCGGAUGGUGGGCGUGGCAUUAUGGAUCUCAGUACCCUCAUCCCACUCAUCUUUGCUGCUCUGCUGCUGCUCUUGGUGGUGGCCUUACUCCUGGCUUGGUGGAUGAUGAAGCGACAAAGGAAAGCUGUUGAGCCAUCACCAGAGCAGGUGCUGCAGUCUCUGGGGGAUGACCUCUGCUAUGCAAACCUGGCCCUGCAACAGCCUGGAACCUCCCCUGGCUCCUCCUGGAAAAAGGCCUCCACCAAGCCCUCCUCCACUGCCCAGGCUAGCCAGGCAGAAGUGGAAUACAUCACCAUGGCUCCCUUUCCAAGGGAGGAAAUUUCCUAUGCAUCUCUGUCUUUGGGUGCUUUGGCUCAAGAGUCAACCUACAGCAACAUCCACAUUUUCAGCACAGGUCACGAGGAGCCCACGCAAUACAGCGCCAUCAGGAGGCUCUAG